UUUGUAGUACUGUAGUUUGGUUUACGGAUGCUGAGGAGACCUGUCGGUACUCUCACUUUCAACACACCGCACAGGCAGGUUUUUUUGUCCGUUCUUUCGGUCGGUGUUGCAGCUGAGUUUAAACAUCCAGCGGAGAAGACAUGGCCCUGUGCUCCGAGCCUGCUAACGUUAGCUCUGCGGUGAACGGACAGCUGAAGAAGGAGAGGAAGGUGGCCGUCAUCACAGGCAUCACCGGGCAGGAUGGUUCCUACCUGGCUGAGUUCCUUCUUGCCAAAGGCUAUGAGGUUCAUGGUAUUAUGCGUCGUUCUAGCUCCUUCAACACAGGCCGCAUUGAGCAUCUUUACCAGAACCCCCAGACCCACACUGAAGGCAACAUGAAGCUGCAUUAUGGCGAUCUGACUGACAGCACAUGCCUAGUGAAGAUUAUCAAUCAGGUGAAGCCUACAGAGAUCUACAACCUGGGCGCUCAGAGUCAUGUCAAGGUAGGGUGA
This is a messenger RNA of Epinephelus lanceolatus (giant grouper), 491 nucleotides long. The record is from RefSeq and is a predicted model, not a curated record. Lineage: Eukaryota; Metazoa; Chordata; Actinopteri; Perciformes; Serranidae.